CAACGAUCGGCCGCGUCUCUUCUGCUCUUCCUAGUUUACUGGUGGAUUGCUUAGUGUGCACUGAGAGCCUCGCUGGCUUCGAUUCCUCUCACACGCUGAAAUACUCGAACCUCCAGCGAGGAAGAGAACAUGAGACCGCAAAAUGUUGUGUGCAGCAAUUACGCAAAGUAACAGAACAACAGAAGUUGUGUUAGUGUUGUCGACGACCAUCGCUCAUUUUCCUUCGGAUAAAUCUGAUUUUCGUUGUUAGUAACCAAUGCGAUCUCUCGGAGGCCAGAAGGGCGCGAAGGAAGGACAAAAGGAAGAGUUGAUAUUCCUGAGGACCACAAGAGUCGCGAGGAAAGGCACGAGAGAAUUCUCAAACAAGGAUUCAGCGCGAUGGCAGUUCAACUGAAGGUGCUGGCCACGACAGUGCUCUCCAUUGUCCUUCUUCACGUCUCUCUCUCAGAGGACGUCGAGGGCUUCAGAGAACGCAGGGCACCAAAGAUACAUCCACACACCCUUCUGCCAACGCCUGGAUUGAUAAGAGCCCGGGGCUAUCCAGCCGAAGUGCAUCAUGUUGCUACCGAGGACGGAUACAUCCUGGAACUCCACAGAAUACCCUUCUCACCUCGCAGGUCGUUAGGCGGUAACCCGAAUCCCAUCAAUCUCUCCCAGAAUAACGUCAAGAGAUCGUUACAGCUACAGCUGCUGAAUGCCACCGCUGGAUUUCAGCACAGAAGUUCCUUGAUCGGCAACAGUUUGGACCCAAAGGAGCCAAAGGUUGUGUUCAUUCAGCACUGUGUCCUUUGUUCCAGCGCGGAUUUUGUCAUGAAUGACCCCAACCAGGCUUUAGCUUUCAUAUUAUCAGAUGCUGGUUACGACGUGUGGCUUGGGAAUAUCCGAGGCAACAUUUACAGUCGUCGUCAUCGAACCAUAACAGCCAAAAACCCCAAGUUCUGGGAAUUUAGUUGGGACACGUGCGCCCGGUACGACAUCCCAUCCAUGUUGCAGUACGUUCGAACGAAUACUGGAGCGAAUCAGGUCAGCUACAUUGGUCACUCGAUGGGGACAACAAUGUUUUUCGCCAUGAUGAACAUCCAUCCUCACAUUAAUUCUUGGGUACGCGUCAUGGCAGCAAUGGCGCCCGUUGCCUACAUGCACAACAAGCACGCGCCUAUCGGCGUUCUCAGUCCAGUCAUCAACGGCAUUGAUAGAUCGUUGACCCGGAGUGGGAUGGCUGGAGUUUCUAACGCCAACAAAAUCUAUAUCAACGCUAACCUCUGGGUUAUGCUCCGAGAUGCUCUUCAUCCAGUCUAUUUGCAAGUUCAUAAUUAUCUCCCGGUCAUCGUUGCCCACACACCAGCAGGGACAUCGUUCCGUACAGUCACCCAUCUUCUGCAGCUCGUUCGAGACAGAAGAUUUCAGGCUUUCGACUAUGGUCCAACUGACAAUAUUAAAGUGUACGGGACUACGAAACCUCCUCGUUUAGAUCUAGCAGCUGUCACCGUUCCCGUCGGGGCAUUUUGGUCUGACAACGACUGGAUAGCUGAUCCAAGGGACGUGCAGCAAACUGUGAGAGAGUUGGGUAACGUAGUACUUAACCACAGAGUGCAACACAACAACUUCAACCACCUCGACUUCUUGUGGGCCGAGAACGCUGCAGACUUAGUCUACCGGCAUAUCUUAGACCUACUUGAUCGGUACAACUGAGAUAAGAGCUGGUAACAUCAUUCCUGAAACCAUAUGAGGCUCAAUUGUUGAUUAGAAAUAACCAUAACAAUUGUUCCUCAACCCAAGACAGCACAUAAAAAAGGCAAGCCAUGCCAUUUUAUGGUGUCAAAGUAUCAGUCUCCCCCUAUCUGUCAGCGUUGUUUCAAAGCUUCCCAGACUACAUGUGGAAUCCCGUAAUUGUGCUUUAUCUGUGAUUCUGUUAGAAAUAAGUGACCUUUCAAGGAGGGGUCAAACUUCCAUUUAUUUGUUAUGAUUAGGUUACGGCAGUGUGAGAACCAUAUGGUUCCAACUUUAGCAACCUGAGAAAAACUAGUCCUAUGUAUGUGCAAUAUUUCCUGCAAUCGUAUGAAACGAGCAAAAUCCUUAGGAACCAGCACCCGUUGGCCCCCAUUUAUGUAACUAGCUAACAGAAAUCAAGUAAGAUGCUGCUAAUGUGCAAAAGAAAUACUGUAACCCUCAAUUAACAAUCUAUGUGACCUUUACAAGCACUUUAUCAGAUAGAAUAACUGCAGAUGACAAAGAUCUUUACAAAGCUUCGCAGCAAAGGAUUUGGUUGGCAUUCUCUAUAUAUAUUUGUUAAGCUAGAUGUUAUGGCCAGUGUUCUCAUAACUCAUUCAAGGGCCCCUUAUUAUUACAUAGUAAUCAUGGAUCAUCUUCACUACCGGUUAUAAUUAUUAAUCACGUUAUGUACCUCAAAGUUUAUUCUUCCUCUUCUUUUUCAAGCCUUAUAUUAACUCUGUUCAAUCAGACAUUUGUGUCGUGAUACGCAUUUCAUUCAGAAGUUUACCUCCACAGGCCAAAGUAUGGGGUCCUAUCAUCAGUCUUCUGCUAAUUACUUUUAUCAUUGACCUGUAAUAUAUGUUUCAUACUGUCUUUCAAACAGCCCUCUCUUUUGUUGUUUAUGAAAGAUCAGAUCACAAGAAUAGGCCAAGUUUAUCUACUGAACAAGUACUCAACGAGGGCCAGUGUUGUUAUGUAGGACCCAGUCCUCCCUCUUCAUCUUCACCCUAGUUUAAGAAAUCUCGAAUUAUAGCUAGUUAUUCAUUCUCCUAACCAUAGCUCACUAUUGUCACGUCGACAGCAUAGUUAUCAUUCUGGGAUUAUUCCAGUGAGACCAAAGUACAAUGAGAUGAGAAAAGAGAAGUUCAGUUAUGGCAAAGAAAAAUUAUGAAUUCAUCGAGUUUUUAUUAAUAAACCCAGAUUCACCACAAGGUAUAAUUUUCUUUAGAAUUUUAUUUCUUAAUUCAAAGUAGUCUAUGCCUAUAGGCGCCUUCAUUAAGAGCACAUAAGUUUUUUCGGUCAUUCAUGUAUUUCUCUUGUCUCUAGCUAAUGUAACUUUACUGCGCAUUUGCUAAUAUGAUGCUGAUUAUCAAAGAAUCUUUAUAGAUAUUUGCAUCUCUAAGAGUUAUUAUAAUAGAAAGUUUUGACUGGCCUGUAUAUAAUGUAGACACGUUUAUCAACACAUAAUUUAUAUAAGGUUAUGUUCCAUUUUGUAUAUUAUUCGAUUAUUACAACUUAAGAAAUUCAAUCAGAGGCACUAUGGUUUCUCCUUUACCUACCCCCUUUUAAAGAGAAAAAUCAUCUAAAAUAAAAGGAGUAAAGAGAGAUGAAUAGAUAAGGCCUAAACAAGACAUACUAAACGACGAUUUACUAGCGAGAGAGAGAGAGAGAGAGAGAGAGAGAGAGAGAGAGAGAGAGAGAGAGAGAGAGAGAGAGAGAGAGAGAGAAAGUGUUCUAGUUCAUUGAAAUUAUUUGAUUAUCCUUGAAAGUAACAAUAUAAAUUUGAAAAUUAACGGGAGAGGUCGUACUUGAGUGUGGGCUACUUAGUACCAGUGAAUGACGACUGUAGCUUUAUGAAUAGGCUGAUGUAUUUCUCUGCAAAGGUUUCAUACAUAAUUCAGCAGUUAAAGUAAAGUAUGAUUACGAAUGUAACUUUGUCUUCUUUUCAUGGAGCCAAACACA
Molecule: messenger RNA, 3675 nt
Organism: Macrobrachium nipponense
Lineage: Eukaryota; Metazoa; Arthropoda; Malacostraca; Decapoda; Palaemonidae
Product: gastric triacylglycerol lipase-like
Exons: 12
Coding region: 379-1692 (437 amino acids)
Biological process (GO): lipid metabolic process
Molecular function (GO): hydrolase activity, acting on ester bonds
Source: RefSeq, a predicted model, not a curated record